This is a messenger RNA of Cylas formicarius (sweet potato weevil), 3118 nucleotides long. RefSeq lists its product as uncharacterized. The record is from RefSeq and is a predicted model, not a curated record. The transcript is spliced from 2 exons. NCBI's taxonomy places the organism in Eukaryota, Metazoa, Arthropoda, Insecta, Coleoptera, Brentidae. Bases 651 to 1025 code for a protein of 124 amino acids.
UUGGGUCUGUGUGAAAUGUAAAAUAUUUUUCUAUACUAUUUUUUAUUUUUUUUUUAAAUCUAAAUAAGAGCUACAAUUAUUGGUAUCCCAAUCAUCUGCUGUGGACGAUCCCGUCGGGCACGUUGUUUCCCAAGAACAAUUUGAUGUUUGUUGCCUUUGGGCUUACUGGGCGUACCACUGCCGGUCCUCUUCAAUUUUUUUAUUGAACCUUGCUUCAUGUUGCUUUAGCUGCUGUUCCUGCCACGCCGGCCACACUUGGGGGUGUUUUUUCCACACGUGGUUUCUGCGGCGCCGCUUAAGCAACAUGUGGGAUUUAUCGAAGGGACAGACAGUUAAAUCUUUUGAAAAGAAGAGAAAAAAAUAGUCAAAUUACACACUUUUCUUCAAAAACUUACAAGCAGCGGAAUGGCAGGAAAAAGAACCUUCUUUUAUUCAUUGACAUCUUGAAGUUGAUGUUAAUACCAGAAUACACAUAUGUCUUCAGUCCGUUAUAUUUAUACUUAAAUCGAAUAGUGAAGUGCGGUGACCCCGAGGUUAGCUACUUUGUGAUAAAUUACAUUUUUCUAGUUCCGCAUACAUAUAAAUAUAGCGAAAUAUUUCACAAUAAUUGUACACACAAUUAAUUCAACUAUACGUACAGCACGCAAAAAAUGAAUAUUCCUUCUACGUUCAUUUUUGGAUCUACCAAUAAGAAGCAGAUGCCGGAUAAAUUAUUGGCUGUGUUUUUGAAAAAUGUGUUCAGGUUUGGGAGAAAGGGGGGAAGGGUUGUGAACGGCCCAAUUCACCUUUAUCUCAAUUACUCGCCACGUAACGAAACCGUGGAGGCAAAAGUGAAGCAGCUCCUCGUUCGUUAUAUGCGAGUGGUUGCGGACAACGAGGAAGAACUGCAACUCUUCCUCAAGGGACUUCAGAAGUUCCCCAACGUCAACCUGUACUCGUCCCCGUUGGAAGUACCGUUACUGUUACCUAUCGGUGAAGCGACAACGGGAAGCGGUAGCGGUGAACGAAAAAAGAAACGGUGGUGAUAACGGCGCGGCGGACGACGAAGAGCCCUACCUAUUACAUCUCUAAAUACAAUAUUUUUUGUGAAUACCAUAUUUUUCUUACGAAAAGACCCCUGCAAAUUACUGUUUUCUAUAAAAAAGCGUAUACUACUGGGCGAUCUCUCCCUAGACAAGGCUACAUAUAAUUGGCCAUGAGUAAAGACCGGCGAAGGCAAAUUUAAUACAACCUUUCCAAGAGUUUGACCCUGAGCUUUAUUGAUCGUCAUAGCGUAAGCUAAGCGAACGGCAAAUUGAAAUCGAAGCAACGCGUACGGUAACAUCGUAUCUUUACAAAUCAUGGUCAUUUUCGCAAGCAAAAUAAAUCUACCCUUGGACAUACCAGUCAAUAUUUCACAUUCUAUAACGUGCGGCAUGAAGUCAACAGCGCGCAUUCUCGUACCAUUAAAUUGACCAGCGGAAACAUCUAAAUUUCUUAACAGAAUGUACUACAGCGCCCUUCUUGGAUUUCAUUUCAUGCGGAGGUAAAACAUCUUGUGGUAUAUACAUAUCGUCUUCGAUGGUUUUGGGUUCGAUGGAAUCUAUACUAUAAUAAAUAAAAAAUUCACCCCGUAAUCGUUCUAUAAUGUCAUUAAUUUUAUAAACAGCUUUAUUAGUCGGACAUAAUAUGGCUCUAUCACCGAAGAAAAUGUUCGACGCAAAAUCGUCAAAAACAAAAUGCAAUAAUGAAUCCAAAUCCGAUACAUGCAAAAACCACGGCAAUUCAAUCAAAUCGGUUGGCGAAACCCUAACACCCGAAAUCUUCACCACCGGUAGCCUCCCCUCGCCAACCUGUAACAACCAUUCCGACCAGGACCCCGGAAUAUCGGAAUAUAAAACAUCCACACACCCUUCGCCAUAGAUCCAUACAUUUCAAAGGCAUCUGCUGCACCGUUACCCGAUUCCCUUUCUUCACAACGGGCAAUAUUUGCCGAAAAUCUCCUUCCAGCACAACACAUUUUCCCCCAAAGGGCAAAUCCCCAUUACACAUUACUUCGCGUAAAUACCGAUCCACACAUUCAACGGUAUACCGAGGAGUCAUCGACGCCUCGUCCCAAACAAUCACGCUCGCAUCCCUCAGAAUUCCACACGCCUCAUUCAAUAAAGGAAAGCAGCAAAAGGACACAUUCGUUACAUCCAAAGGCAACUUAAACGCUUUAUGAACCCUCGUUCCCUUAUACAACAAAUUCGCGGCGAUCCCAGUCCACGCCACAGCCACCGUCGACUUCUCGAAAAAAUUUACAGCAUUCGAAAGUAUUACGUUAUACAAAAACGUUUAUUCACCUUCCGUCUAACCCAAGAGAAUGUUUUCCCGUCCCAAAUGUAAUACUCCGGUAUUUGAUAAAAAAAUAACCCUCGAGGAAAAUUAUCGACAGAAUUUAAUAAAAAGAACGCUUCUAACUUGGAUCUUCUAGAUAAUAACAUUUAUAAUUCGUUUUCGAUAUGAAUAGGUAAAACCACAAUGGAAUGAGAACGACCAUUCGUCUUCAGCUCCAAUAAUUUCCACGCUGCUUCCAUCGAACUCACAUACCUACAUUGAAGAUAAUUUUCUCAUCACGCACUCACUACCAGAUAAACAUAAUCAUCACCUUUAUGAACGUAUUUAUAUAAAUACUUCAUGGAAUGCAAAGACCCACACAACUCGAAAUUAAUAUGACAUUGAUACUUCGCCAAAGCAUACGGAUUAUAAGGAACAAUCCACCUAUUAGCUAACUCAUACUUGACCGAACUACCUUCUACCACACCAUGCCAAGUUACAGUCCUCUUAUCACUCGCCGGUCUCCUAUAUUGGGGACGUUCAGUCGAUCCCCGAUGUAAAAUAGUUACAUCGUAAUUUUUUUGAGGCAACGCUUACGCUUAGCAAACCUAUUACGACUACCACAAUGAACUUGAAACUUCUCUACUAAAUCAAACAACUUAGGCUGUUCUUUACGAUCUGGAAUUCUAGCUACGAUACACCUAACACACAAUAACGCGUUUUACCACAAACUGAAACUCAAUUUUACGUACUCGACGCGCGUUUCGCCAACCAAGUUGGCAUCUUCAGCAGAAGAUUAAAACUAAACUUAAUAGAACAG